Messenger RNA from Spirometra erinaceieuropaei, 3688 nucleotides. NCBI's taxonomy places the organism in Eukaryota, Metazoa, Platyhelminthes, Cestoda, Diphyllobothriidea, Diphyllobothriidae. The record is from the annotation of a GenBank genome assembly.
AUGGACUUGGGCGGGCAGUCUAUUGCUGCCCUACGUAAGCUCGUGAGUGGCAUUUAGACCUGCGCGAUCUAGUAGCAUCGUUCUGGCCAGUAGGUCAGGUGCUGUAAAGCGUAAAGCCUAUUACGACCUGGUUAGUCGGCUACCACUGUAGGAUUUUUCCAGACAAUUUGACCCAGAGACGAGGCUUGGUGCGCUAGUUGCCACAGACAGGGCGUCCUCUACAGGGCAAACAAUAAUUUUCUUCGGAUUGACCGUCAAUACCUUAGUUGACACCAUUGCAGAUCUAGAGUUGUGAGGUAUGCCAGUUCUGUUAUCGUGCUUGAGUGUGUUUACCUGCCAUGAGACAGUGUAAGAUUUCGGGUUACAAGACUAACCGCGCGUCCGGGUAGAGGCAUAUUCAGUGACUAGGAAGUAUUCCAACCUGGAACCAGCCAAUGCAGCUAAUACGUUCGGAUUCCCUCAAACUGCUCUCCAUUUUCUGUGGACCGAAUUUACAUUUCUCUCAUGAAGUUCUAAAUGUUUGGUUUUUAACGAAUGAACUGGAGACGCAUUUGCGCCUGCCCUUUCAUGCAAGACUGCUUAGUUUGCCUCCAGAAGCGUGCACGUCAUUUGUUUGUUUCAUCAUUCAUGAUUUGGUGGAAUUAAAACACACGCUGGCCUUGCCAGAGAUCACUCCAUCCGAUACGGCAGUUUGUCGUUUUGCAGAGAACAACUGCCCGUUCUGGUAUCUUUAGUGUUCUCCCGCCCGACAAAAACUAACCCGAGCGUGGUGCUGGUAUUGAUGGUGCUCGUGGUGGUAGUGGUGGUGGCGGUGGUGGUGGUGGCUUUGGUGGUCCUAAUGAUGGUGUUGGUGGUGGUGGUGUUGGUGGAUGUGAUGAUGGUGGCGGUGGUGGCGUUGGUGGUUGCAGUGGUGGUGGUAGUGGUGUGGUGUUGAUGGUGGUGGUGGUGCUGGUGGUGUAGGUCCUGUGGAGUUUGUAUUGGUGGUGCUGGCGGUGGCGGUGGUAUUGGUGGUGGUACAUAUGGCACGCCUAAGACCUUGUCUUAAGCAAGGAGUUAUGUAAAAAGAUGUCCGCAGUCGCUCAAUCUUUUAAGUUGCGUGAUUAAUGCAGCCAAAUUACUAAAUGUCUGAAAACCUAUUAAUGUGGCUAACUUUCCCAAGUUUCUGGUGAGGUAUUGGAGUAUAAAAUUGAAACAGUGAGCUUAGGUCUGCAGACAGUGGGAGGUACAAAUAGCAAAAAAUUGGGUGUUCGAGGCAACGUACUUUGAUCUAUGUUUCAUUUAUAUCCCUUCCGCGGAACAUUGGGUAUGGCAAAUUUCGAAGAUCCCUGGUCCUGAUGGAAGCUAAUUAGUUUGAGGGAGACUUCAAAAUUUGCAGAUAAAGAAAAGAAAAUUUGGUUACUAAUCUCAUGUAACGCUAGCCGAGUCUUGGAAGUGUGUCCUUUAUAAAGCAGAAAUAUAAAGCAAGCGAGGACAGCAGAAUUUAAUGGUACCACAAAAUUUCGCGACGGCUUCUCAACUGCUGCCGGUCGUUGCAUAACAGAAAUAACAAGUGAGAAAGGUACAAAGGUUUGAAUUUCGACAGAGAAAAUAGAUGGAAAAAAGCAAAGUCAACGUGUUCUGCGCGUAGACUAAUCGAUAAGAUGGUAACUUCAAAAUGAAACAUAGGAAUGAAAAUGGGGAACUAGGCAUGCCGAGGGAUUUCGAAACUCAAAAGGGGCUCGGGUCUACCAGGGCAAGCUGAGGUUGACCACGUGGUCUAAUUGUUUACAUAGGUCGGGUUUCUCCCGCCGUAUAUAGGCUGCCUCCAGGUAGCGCAAUAACCGAGUAAUUCGUGCUCAAACUAAUACUCGAAAAGACGUCUUAGGGUCAACCGAAUGGCCACUAUCAAGGAGAUGUUUUGUAAUGGAAGACCGUGGAGUCUUGUUCUCCUGCUUUAGAAGCCAUUUAGGCACGUGCUCAACUGCUCUGGCUGCCAGUUGCCUUUGCGUUCGCCCAAUGUACUUGCAUCCACAAGUACAUGUAAAUUCGUAAACACAAUUUGACGUGGUGUGCAAUGGCAAGGCAUCCUUCGCCCGUGGAACUUCGAUAGCCUUAGUAGAACUGUAGAAGAUGAGUUCAGCUGCGUUGUAAGUUCUUUCAAUAUUGCAUCUCAAUCGCCGCUUGAUGGUAUUAGAGAUGUUGUCGCCCCUAAAGGGCAAGGAUAUUAUAACGGGCUUUCUUGCUUUAAAUUCAUUCCGGGGAAAUGUUCUUUCAAAGCAGAAAUAGUUAAUUGGAGUUGUAAUAUUGAUUGUCAUUUUAAAAUAUCUCUACCACAGCUGCAUGCCUGCGAGUCUCUUAGUCUGCAAAAAUGUUAACCUUACCAGUAUGAAUUUCCCCUACCGGCUUCUGAUGUCCUUGCUAUUAAAAAUAUCAAAAAAUCUUUCUUGUGGUGGGUUAAAAAUAAAUUAUGCCUUUUUGAGUUUCAUUAAAAAGUAUAGCACAGGACCUGAUAUUGCGCAUGAGUUUAUGGACUUCGAAAAAUAAACACGUUGUUCACAUUCUGAGUAAAGCAAAUCAUGAAUUAAUAUAUGUUGUUCAGUAAAUUUUAUCUAGGACUCAUAAAAUUUUGCAGUGGAUAAGGACUACACCGCAUUAUUCUUAGAGAGUACUAACUAGCGGACAGACACGAUGCUGUUUGAAUGGCCAUCGCACAAUCCUAAAUGCAUCAUAAUUAAAGAAUAUUUAAAACCCGAAAGACGGCCAUUCAUACUCGCAGGUUCUGGGCCCGUUUAUUAAUCACUUGUUGCAACUGCGUGACUCUGUCCUCACCGAUGAGUUAGACGCACUGUGUAACCGCCUGGCACUUUGUAACUGCGAGCAACAAGAGAUGCCGAGCUGGUUGCGAAGCUCUAAAGCAUAAUCAAAUCAUUUAAGAGGAGAACGAAGUCCUGGUGCACAAUAUGUCCUAUAAGCAGUUGCCCCUACACAAGUGAAAGUGCUGAGUCAUGAGGUUUGCUUCAACACCACAGACGCCGAUCCAGUCAAUCUCGUGUCCACGGUUGAGUCGAUUCUCAAACAAACCGGGAAAUCCGACGAAACAAAGCAACUCAUUCGACAGCAGGUAGGCUCCUUGGCUACGGCGCACACACCGCGUGCAAAUAUUACCAAGGCCGAGCAGAGCGCUCUCAAGACACUGAGGGCUGACUCCAGCACCGUGAUUCUAACCGCAGACAAAGGGCCUUCAACAGUUGUAAUGGAUAAGGCAGACUACAUUCAGAAGGCCAAUGCCCUACUGGAGGACCGACAGGCGUACCUACCAUGCAACGAUGAGCGGAUGAGGAGGCCGGUGACGCAACAAGUAGCGUUUCUAUCCUAUGACGCCAAGUUCAGCACAAGAAAUACUCGACCAGAAGACUUUAUUGCAUCCUUUGAAUCUACCCUCCAGAAGUAUGAGGCAGGCGAGUGGUGCAAAAACGCCGUGCGACAACAGAUGUCAACCUUACUCCUCAAACACAAACGCCAGAUGACGAUUUCUAAAGCAGAAGAUCGAGAACUUCUGAAGAUACGAAAAAUAAAGGACAGCAUCACUCUGCUCGCCGACAAGGGGCGCUCGACUGCCGUCAUUGAUAAGGCUGAGUACUGCAUAAAACUACGCAACCUCUUGAUGGACAAUGAAGAUUAUGCGCCAUCGACCGUCAGUGAGUUUUAA